CACCAAAAUGAAAGUGAAAGCAAAGAGACUGCAUGAGAUUCGUAGAAGUUUUAUUUCAGGCUCUGACCUGGGAGGGUGCAAGGUCUGCCACUCUGUGCCCGGCUCUGAAAACUCUGUUCUUGCCAAACGGACCCCAGACUCAUGUCGGCCCUCCAUGCCCUUCAGAAGAAACAGGCCCAACUAAAGAUGAGGCUGUGGGAGCUGCAGCAGCUGAAAAUGAAGCUCAGGGACAGAGAAAGCUUCCCACCAGACAAGGUCCCAUUCCCAAUGCCUGAGGUCCCCCUGGUAUUCCGAGGACACAUUCAGCAGGGCAGGGAAAUGGCCAAGUCUGUGGUCUCCAACCUGCAGAUCUGUUACCCUCUGCCUGGAGGCUCUGCUCUGGUCACCUUUGAUGACCCCAAUGUGGCCAAGCAAGUGCUGCAGCAAAAGGAGCAUACGAUCGAUAUGGAAGAGUUCCGGCUGCGGGUGCAGGUCCAGCCCUUGGAGCUGCCCAUGCUGACCACCAUCCAGGUGGCCAGCCAGAUGAGUGAUAAGAAAGUGCUCGUCAGUGGGAUUCCUGCUGGGCUCAAGCUGAGUGAAGAGGAGCUGCUGGACAAGCUGGAGAUCUUCUUUGGCAAGACCAAGAACGGGGGUGGUGAUGUGGAGACACGGGAACUGCUACAAGGGGGUGUCGUGCUGGGCUUCACUAAGGAUGGAGUGGCCCAGCAGCUGUGCCAGAAGGGUCAGUUCUCAGUGCCACUGGGUAAGCAGCAGUUCUCUCUGACAGUCUCUCCCUACGUGAGCGGGAAGAUCCAGAAGGCCGAGGUCAGGUCCCAGCCUGUGCCCCAGUCGGUGCUGGUGCUCAACAUUCCUGACGUCCUGGACGGCCCGGAGCUGCAGGACGUCUUGGAGAUCCACUUCCAGAAGCCUACCCGUGGGGGUGGGGAGGUGGAAGCCGUGACAGUCGUGCCCCCAGGACAGCGGGGCCUGGCAGUCUUCACUGCCAAGUCGGUCUAGGAGCCUGUUCCGCUCGUCACCCCCACUCCUCUGCCAAGGUUCCCAAACCGGAUGGGGUGGGGGCAGGGCUCUGAGAGAGGGAUGGCACUGGUCACCACUGGCAGGGAGUAGGAGUUGUGAAACGCCGCCUAAGAGCAAGAAAACUGCCUGAGAAGGCUUCCUGGCA
This is a messenger RNA of Phacochoerus africanus (Common warthog), 1162 nucleotides long. It is a transcript of the gene IFI35, whose product is annotated as interferon induced protein 35. The record is from RefSeq and is a predicted model, not a curated record. Bases 142 to 996 code for a protein of 284 amino acids. The transcript is spliced from 7 exons. Gene Ontology annotation, cellular component: nucleus. NCBI's taxonomy places the organism in Eukaryota, Metazoa, Chordata, Mammalia, Artiodactyla, Suidae.